Molecule: messenger RNA, 1752 nt
Organism: Wickerhamiella sorbophila
Lineage: Eukaryota; Fungi; Ascomycota; Dipodascomycetes; Dipodascales; Trichomonascaceae
Product: General amino-acid permease GAP1
Exons: 1
Coding region: 1-1752 (583 amino acids)
Biological process (GO): amino acid transmembrane transport
Cellular component (GO): membrane
Molecular function (GO): amino acid transmembrane transporter activity
Source: RefSeq, a predicted model, not a curated record
AUGUCCGACGAUUAUAAAAAAGACGAGACUCAGGUCACUGGCGUCGAGAGCGGCGAAGGCAGCUUGGAUGACCACGAACCUCCCCAGUCCCGCGGCCUCUGGAGAGAUAUUAUCGAUGGCUUCAAACCCGCUCAAAUGGAAAAGAUCGAUACCACCGGCAUGACCGAGGAAGAAGUGCAAGCGAUCAUGAUGUCGCGCCAGCCUCUCAAAAGAAAACUUAAGAACCGCCACAUUCAGAUGAUUGCUAUUGGUGGUUCUAUCGGAUCUGGUCUGUUCAUUGGUUCCGGUGGCUCUUUCAAAACAGGUGGCCCAGCCGCCGUUAUUAUCGGCUUCGCCAUCAUCGGUUUCAUGUUGUUUGGUACUAUGAAUGCCCUUGGUGAGCUUGCUGUCCGAUUCCCUAUUUCUGGUUCAUUCUCCAUCUACUCCGUGCGCUUCCUUGAUCCCUCCUGGGGCUUUGCCAUGGGUUGGAACUACGCUCUUCAGUGGCUAGUUGUCUACCCUCUGGAACUCAUUGCAGCCGCUGUUGUUAUUAAUUACUGGAAUUAUGAUGACAACGGAGCAACAAAUGUAAAUAAAGCUGCGUGGGUCUCGCUUUUUUAUUUCAUUAUUAGUAUGGUCAACGUUUUCGGCGUGCGUGGCUAUGGUGAGACAGAGUUUAUCUUGUCUAUUAUCAAGGUCAUUGCUGUUGUAGGGUUCUGCAUCUUCGGUAUCGUCAUUGCUGCUGGUGGUGGACCCAACCAUCACUAUAUUGGUGCUCACUACUGGUAUGAUCCCGGUGCGUUCGCAAAUGGCUUCAAGGGUGUAGCUGCGGUGUUUGUAAACGCUGCAUUCGCUUUCUCUGGAACCGAGCUCUCUGGUUUGGCCGCUGCUGAGACCGCGAACCCCCAAAAGGCUCUGCCGCGUGCAGUCAAACAGGUGUUCUGGCGUAUCCUCUUGUUCUACAUUGUUUCCUUGACCAUCGUUUCUAUGCUUGUGCCAUAUACUGACCCUAACCUCGGAACCGCGGCCGAUGGUAGCUCCUCUCCUUUCGUCAUUGCCAUUAAGAAUGCUGGCGUGAGUGGACUGCCCUCUGUGUUCAACACUGUUAUUAUCCUGGCCGUUUUGUCUGUCGCAAACUCUUCUGUGUUUGGCUGUUCACGUACUCUAACAGCUUUGGCACAGGUUGGUAUGGCCCCCAAAAUUUUCAAAUACAUUGACCGUGAAGGUCGUCCCAUGGUUUCUAUUAUGGCCACAAUUAUUUUCGGUCUACUGUGCUUCUUGUCUGCCUAUAAAGACUAUGGUACUGUGUUUGAUUGGCUACUUGCAUUCUCAGGUCUUUCCUCCAUUUUCACUUGGGGUUCUAUUUGUCUUUGCCACAUUCGCUUCCGCGUUGCCAUGCACAAACAGGGCCGCUCGCUCGAUGAGCUUGCUUUCAAAGCACAAGCAGGUGUUUACGCUUCGUGGGUUGGUUUCGGAAUUAACGUGGCCGUUCUCGGGUUGCAGUUCUGGGUUGCCCUUUGGCCUCCUGGAGGUUCUCCCGACGCGUCAGUAUUUUUCCAGGCUUACCUUUCCGCACCUGUCGUAAUUGCGUUCUAUGUCGGGCACAAGCUUUGGACUCGUAACUGGAAGUUCUACGUUCGCUCCAAGGACAUGGAUUUGGACUCGGGAAGGCGAGAGGUUGACAUCGCCACCUUGGAACGGGAGAAUGUUGAGGAGAGAGCCUAUAUCCAGUCCCGUUCCAUCUUUUAUCGUAUUUAUCGUUUCUGGUGCUAA